AUGUCAGGUCGGGUUGUGUUGGCCGGGUUGUGCUUUCCUAGUUGUGCCAGGUCGGGUUGUGCUAGCCGGGUUGGUUGGCCUAGUUAUGCCAGACCGGGUUGUGCUGGCCGGGUUGGUUGGUGGAACUACUACUGGAUGUACGGUUUGCCUCUAUACAACUAUCAACAACCUAAACAAGACCAGAGCAACAUAGGCUUUGGCGUCUCGUUGAAGGAGGCUUUGAUCUCUCACUUCUGUUUUCCACAAGAUCUCAUUAUCAUUAUCAUUGUGCCACCAGGAUCGAGAUCGGCCGCCGUUCACAUCCUCUACGCCACGAACAACAUCUUUCACCUUAGAGUCUCGACGCUACAGUGUAAGUCAUCCGCGACCUCGCCCAAGCCGGGGAUCGGUGAGUCCCAUCGAGCCGGCGAAGCGGCGAAAAAUCACAGCGAAUGGAGGGGAAGGACUCGCCUCCAGGUUGAAAGCCAGUCGUUUGGGUUUUUCUUCAAAUUGGCAAUGGAACUCCCCAUGAUUCAAACCCCUGAACCAGAUCGGAUACACCCAAUGCAAAUUCGCUCGAUUAUAUAG
Messenger RNA from Vicia faba (fava bean), 567 nucleotides. NCBI's taxonomy places the organism in Eukaryota, Viridiplantae, Streptophyta, Magnoliopsida, Fabales, Fabaceae. The record is from the annotation of a GenBank genome assembly.